Messenger RNA from Lentinula edodes (shiitake mushroom), 219 nucleotides. RefSeq lists its product as uncharacterized. Lineage: Eukaryota; Fungi; Basidiomycota; Agaricomycetes; Agaricales; Omphalotaceae. The annotation marks the transcript as partial. The transcript has a single exon. The record is from RefSeq and is a predicted model, not a curated record.
CCCUCGAUACCACUCGCCAAUAUCGACGAGCUCAACGAACUCUGGGAAGCCGAUGAACGCCUUCCAACGCUAUCAUCACGCCGCGAAUGGUCUAUCGCAAGGAACCUACAACCUACUGCCGUCAAUGAGUGGUGGUGGGCUAGACGGAGGCAAGCACGGGAUCUGGGAGUCGGUUUGUCUUGCGAAAACUACCACCUAUCUGUCAGUAAUCCUCCAGAC